Exophiala spinifera is the source of this 1722-nucleotide messenger RNA. Its product is annotated as sulfate adenylyltransferase. Gene Ontology annotation, biological process: sulfur amino acid metabolic process. The transcript has a single exon. Gene Ontology annotation, molecular function: adenylylsulfate kinase activity; sulfate adenylyltransferase (ATP) activity; ATP binding. Gene Ontology annotation, cellular component: cytoplasm. The record is from RefSeq and is a predicted model, not a curated record. NCBI's taxonomy places the organism in Eukaryota, Fungi, Ascomycota, Eurotiomycetes, Chaetothyriales, Herpotrichiellaceae. The coding region runs from base 1 to 1722 and encodes 573 amino acids.
AUGGCCAACCCACCUCACGGAGGCGUCCUCAAGGACCUCCUCGCUCGAGACGCUCCUCGUCAUGACCAGCUUGCUAAAGAAGCAGAGUCACUACCCGCGGUCAUUCUCACUGAACGCCAGUUGUGUGAUCUCGAACUCAUCCUCAAUGGCGGCUUCUCCCCGCUCGAAGGCUUCAUGAACGAGAAGGACUACAACGGGGUGGUUGAGAACGUCAGAUUAGCGGAUGGCGCUCUAUUCAGUAUUCCUAUCUGCUUGGAUGUAGACCAGCAGACGGUUGAACGCACGAGCAUUAAGCCUGGCGCAAGAAUCACACUACGAGAUUUCCGCGACGACCGUAACCUUGCCAUUCUUACUGUCGACGACGUCUACAAGCCGGACAAGAAGAAGGAGGCGCAAGAAGUUUUCGGAGGAGAUCCAGAGCACCCGGCCAUCAAGUUCUUGUUCAAUACCACAAAGGAGCUAUAUGUUGGCGGAAAGAUCGAGGCAGUCAACAGGCUCAACCACUAUGACUAUGUCGCUCUUAGAUACACCCCUGCGGAACUGCGAACACACUUCGAGAAGUUGGGCUGGCAACGUGUCGUGGCUUUCCAGACCCGAAAUCCCAUGCACAGAGCCCAUCGUGAACUGACAGUUCGCGCCGCUCGUGCCCGUCAAGCGAACGUCCUCAUCCACCCGGUCGUUGGCUUAACCAAGCCCGGAGACAUUGACCACUUCACCCGCGUUCGUGUCUACCAGGCGCUCAUGCCCAGAUACCCCAACGGAAUGGCCGUGCUCGGUCUUCUCGGUUUGGCCAUGCGUAUGGGUGGUCCGCGUGAAGCCAUCUGGCACGCGAUUAUCCGAAAGAAUCACGGUGCCACCCAUUUCAUCAUUGGUAGAGAUCAUGCUGGUCCUGGAAAGAACAGUGCUGGAAAGGAUUUCUAUGGUCCAUAUGAUGCUCAGCACGCAGUCGAGAAGUACAAGAGCGAACUAGGAAUCGAAGUCGUGGAAUUCCAAAUGAUGACCUACCUUCCUGACACGGAUGAGUACAGGCCAAAGGACCAGGUUCCAGCUGGUGUCAAGACUCUUGAUAUUUCUGGUACCGAACUCCGCAGGCGCCUGAAGGUCGGCGCACCCAUUCCGGAAUGGUUCUCUUACCCAGAAGUCGUCAAGGUUCUGCGAGAGUCAAACCCUCCCCGUGCUACGCAAGGCUUCACGAUUUUCUUGACUGGGUAUCAGAACUCCGGCAAGGAUGCUAUUGCCCGCGCUCUCCAAGUCACCUUCAACGAACAAGGUGGCCGCCCUGUCACACUCCUCUUGGGUGAGACUGUCCGUCACGAGCUGUCUGCCGAACUUGGCUUCACAAGGGAAGAUCGAGACACUAACAUUGCUCGCAUCGCCUUUGUCGCCGGCGAACUAACAAAGGCCGGCUCUGCUGUCAUUGCUGCUCCAAUUGCGCCUUUUGAUGCGGCGCGAAAGGAUGCCAGAGAUACCGUUGAGAGAUUCGGUAGCUUCUUCUUGGUCCACGUGGCUACACCUCUGGAAUACUGCGAGAAGACGGAUAAGCGUGGAGUAUAUGCAAGAGCACGGAGGAACUCGAUCAAGAACUUCACUGGCGUCAACGAUCCUUAUGAGACCCCGGAUGAUGCUGAUCUGACCGUGGACUGCUCCAAACAAUCUGUACGAAGUAUCGUCCACGAGAUUGUCUUGAUGCUGGAAAGUCAGGGUUUCUUGGGUACGUCGUAG